Acanthosepion pharaonis is the source of this 1608-nucleotide messenger RNA. The record is from the annotation of a GenBank genome assembly. Lineage: Eukaryota; Metazoa; Mollusca; Cephalopoda; Sepiida; Sepiidae.
AUGGCUGCCCCCUCUGCAGAGCAGAUGGAAAAUGCCAUGCAUGAGGAAAAAUGUCUGUCAGGAAUGCAUAUAAACUGCAGACAGGCAAAGCUUCAUCCAUGUCUAUCUGCAUUUUCAGCGAGGGACUUUUCUUCACUCAUGGUUUCCAGUAUUUUUUUUUUGUUAUUUCUUCUCCUGAGCUUUCUCUCAUGCCUUACUUCUACCUUUUUAUUCUUUUUCUCUUUGUCAAUUUUUCUUUUAUUCUUUUCUUUCUUAUUUUCUUUUCUCUUUUUUUUUUUUAAUUUUUUCAUCCUCCUUUCUUUUUUUUUAUUCUUAAAAUUAUCUCUCGUCCUUUUAUUCUUUCCUCUGCCACUCUCUCUUUUCCUUUUAUUCUUUCCUCUGCCACUCUCUCUUUUCCUUUUAUUCUUAAUAACGUUUCUGCCAAACUCUCUCUUUUCCUUUUAUUCUUUCCUCUGCCACUCUCUCUCUCUUUUCUGUUUAUUCUUUCCCUCCAUACUAUCUCUUUCUUUUAUUUUUUCAUCCCCUAAAAUUUCUUUUUUAUUUAUUUUCCUCCUCCUCAUGUUCUUUUUUACUUUUCCUUGCCUAAAAAACUUUUCGUUUUUAUUCUUUCCUCUGCCAUUCUAUUUUCUUAAAAAUUCCUCUGCGAUCUUUGAAAUUUUUUUUAUUCUUUCCUCUGCAAUAUUCUUUCUUUUCUUCUUUUUUAUUCUUUCCUCUGACACUCUCUCUCUUCCUUUUAUUCUUUCCUCUGACACUCUCUUCCUUUUAUUCUUUCCUCCUCCUUUCUCUCUUUCUGUUAUUCUUUCCUCCUUCUCUCUCUUUCUUCCUGAUAUUCUUUCUCUCCCCCUUUUAUUCUUUCUUCUUUCUCUCUCACUUUUAUUUUUAUUUUUCCUCCUCUCUUUUUCCAUUUAUUCUUUCCUCCUCUUCCCUCUCUUCCUUUUAUUCUUUCUUCCUUCUUUCUCUUUUUUCCAUUUAUUCUUCCCUCAUUUUGUCUUCUUUUUUUUUUUUUUUUUCCUCCUCCUUUCUCACUUUUUUUUUUCUUUUAAAUUUCCUCUUCUUUACAAAUUGUAUUCUUCCUUCUUUUCUCUUUGCUUUUCAUUCUUUCCACUUUCUCUCUCUUUUCCAUUUAUUCUUUUCUCCUCCUCCUCAUUCUUUUUCUUUCAUCAAAGUCUUUUUCCUUCCUUUACUUUUCUUUCAUUUAUCUCCUUUCUUUUUCCUUUCAUUCUCAUUUUUCUCUACUUUUCACUUUUAUUCUUUCUUUUUUCUUCCAUUAACACUCCUUCCAUUUUUUUUUUUCUCCCUCCCAAAUUUUUCUUUCUUCCAUUCCUCCCUCAAAAAUUUUCAUUUUUUUCUUUCUUUUUUUUCCAUUCCUCAUUCCCUUAUUUUUUUUUUUUCAAAAUGGUUCCUUUUCUUUUUAUCUUUUUUUUCCCUUUUUCAUCCAUUGGAAAAAAAAUUCUUUUUCUUUUUUUCCAUUCAAAAAAUUUUCCUCCCUUCCAUUUUUCUUUUCUUCCAUUUCCUCCUCAAAUUUUUUUCAAUAAUUUUUUUUUUCCUCCCACUUUUUUUUCUUCCAUUCGAUCCUUCCACUUUUUUUCCUUCUUUUCAUUCUUUUAA